Cyanistes caeruleus (blue tit) is the source of this 3231-nucleotide messenger RNA. RefSeq names its product glycosyltransferase 8 domain containing 2 (gene GLT8D2). Gene Ontology annotation, cellular component: Golgi apparatus. Gene Ontology annotation, molecular function: glycosyltransferase activity. Lineage: Eukaryota; Metazoa; Chordata; Aves; Passeriformes; Paridae. The record is from RefSeq and is a predicted model, not a curated record.
AACUGGCUAGUGGUAGGCGAGGCAUCGCUGCUGCCUGCGAGGUGUGCGGCGAGAAAGAAAUGAGUUUCUGUUCAAGCACUGAAGGUUGGGAUUUAGCAACCGAGGUUUCGGUUCUACAGCUGGCAGCGGGUGAUCUGAGCGAAUUCGAAGGUCUCCGUCUGCAGGAGAGAAGCUGCUCUUUCCUGUGUGAGGGGCGUGUUGUGGGAGAAUAUAUAAACGCGUGAGGCUGAGGGAAAUCCAAAGAAGGUGCAUCUGGUGCUAAAAGUCUCUUCUCACUGUUGAGUUCUACACAGUAAGCGAUGAUGCUGAGAUGUGGAAUUGAGGUUGGACAUUAGGAGGAAUUUCUUCACAGAAAGGAUGAUUAGACAUUGGGAUGGCCUGCCCAGGGAUGGUGAAGGUGUUUGAGGAAAGACUGGAUGUGGCACUUACUGCCAUGGUCUAGUUGACAAAGCGGUGUUUGGUCGUGGGUUGGACUCGAUGGUUUCAGAGUGCUUUUGUAACCUCAUUCUGUGAAGGCAUUACUGCACAGCCAGUAAUCCCAAGGGUUCUGCCAGGAGAAGGAGCAAGUCCCAGUUCUGCAGGCUCACAGAACUGUGUGCUGCUUAGAUCUGUUCAGACUCACAUAGAAAUGGAGGGGAAGGUGAAAAAAAACAUGGGUGAAUUUUGAUGAACAUAAGCUUAAUACAACUUAAAUAUUAUAGCACAGAAAAAUACUAAUAGUUGUGGCCAUCUGCACAAAGCAUGUAACUGUAUGUAGAACGCUUCAUUUAAUUUUUGUUCUAGCAGAAGAUGGAUUCCUAUACAAAAUCAGACACAGAUAAUAGAGUUUGGGCACAUUUUGAGAGACACAGUGGAAAACUCACAUUUUUUGGCUCCUGCAAAUGGAACAGAAAUCUUCAUUUAAAACACUAAAAAAUUUUAAGACCUUUGCUGAUUACUGCUCAUAAAUUUUGCCUUGUCUCAUGAUAAAAAUAUGAAAAAUGGUUUAGAGUUGAAAAUGUUUAUUAUCAUUCCUUUCAGUACUCACAAAAGUCUUGUGACAAAACAGUGGUUUACCAUUUAAAAACUUCAUUCCUAGAAGGGAGGGACUCAAAUAAAAUAAGAGAAAUGCUGUACAAAGAAAGCUGCAAAAGCAUUCCAGGAGAGCUUAGGAGGCAGGGUAUCACCAUGUGCUGGUUACCUUGAUCCAAGAUCCUUUUGAAUCUAAACCAAACCUGCAGAUUAAAUGCUCAAAGAUUAGGAAAUGAGAUGUUUCAAGUCAAAAUGCAUGUUCAGAGUUGACUUUUGCAAGUUUCCCUUAGCUUUUGACUCUCAAGAACUCUGCCAACAGACACUGGGAAAACUUUGGCCUUCUGUUAGACUUUGGCAUGUUAGCAUGUCUGGCUCUUGCACACUAGUUACCUGUUCACAUUUACCAUAAAUAAUGACUGAAAACAUAACUUGCAGCUAGAUUUUGAAAGUAACUUCUGGAAGGGUUUGUUUCCUUCUCUUUCCCCCACUCCUUUAAGACUUUUUGUCUUAUGGGAUUUGUUUGCAAUCUGCUAGCUGAAGCUCUGAGGCAAGUUUGCCAGAUCUGGGGCUGCAUCAUCGCUCUGCACAUCUGGAAGUGGUUUAUGUGCUCUCAUUUCUCCAGUGCAGCGUCUGGACUAUGAGCUAUUCCUCAGCAGCAGAGAAAAGAGAGAAAACCAGCACAACUCCAAAGUAAACUUUGAAGAGUACGAAAGAGGAAUUGAAUCGUAAAACUGUUACUGUGCCCUGUAAGGCCCUUGUGUGGGUGACUUCAAAGGAGGAUGGUGAUCAAGGACGCUUUGGCAAGAGUGCUUACAGCUGUGGGCUAUCUAGGAUCCAAGUAAAUAGCUCCACAGCACUUCAGGAGAGAGGAGUCCCGAAUACUGUGCUGCUUUGAAGAGUUAACCAGAUCUUACUGUUACUUCUUGUCUUAACUGUGUGUGCUAUUCUGUAUAAUAAAGUUCACCAAGUGCCAUUGGCAUUAAGAAAUGAAACAGUGGAUUUGGAGAGCCCUGAGGAAAUGGAAGAAGAAAUCCCAGUGGUGAUCUGUGCUGCUGCGGGCAGGAUGGGUGCAGCUGUAGCAGCGAUCAGCAGCAUCUACAGCAACACAGAGGCCAAUGUUUUGUUCUACAUUGUUGGGCUGAAAACAACCAUCCCGCAUAUUAGAAAAUGGAUUGAAAAUUCUAAACUGAAAGAAAUAAAAUUUAAGGUUGUGGAAUUCAAUCCUAUGGUACUAAAAGGAAAAAUCAGACAAGAUGCAUCACGUCCUGAGCUACUGCAGCCUGAAGAGCAUUUGCAGCAGGUCCAGAAAGGUGCUCCUUCCUCUCUGCUCUGCACUGGUGAGGCUGCAUCUGAAGUGCCGUGUCCAGUUCUGAGACCAGCAGUACAAGAAAGAUAUGGACUUACUGGGGCGAGUUCAACCUGGGCUGCAAAGAUGAUUAAGAGGCUGAAGCAUCUUUUACAUCAGAGUCUGAAAGAGUUGAGGCUGUUUCAGUCUGGAGAAGACAAGAUUCAGGAGCUGAACUUCGUUCGAUUUUAUCUUCCUCUGCUUAUCCAGAAACAUGAGAAAGUAAUAUAUUUGGAUGAUGAUGUCAUUGUUCAAGGUGACAUCCAGGAACUCUACGAUACUAAGUUAGCUCCUGGACAUGCAGCAGCUUUUUCAGAUGAUUGUGAUCUGCCUUCUACACAUGAAAUGGUUAGAAGUGUAGGAAUGCAGAACACGUACAUGGGAUUCCUGGACUACAGAAAGCAAGCCAUUAGAGAUCUUGGCAUCAGCCCCAGCACCUGCUCCUUUAAUCCUGGAGUAAUUGUUGCUAACAUGACUGAAUGGAAACAUCAGCGGAUUACAAAGCAGUUGGAGAAGUGGAUGCAAAGAAAUGUAGAGGAAAACCUCUAUAGCAGCACCCUUGGGGGAGGUGUGGCAACCUCUCCAAUGCUGAUUGUAUUUCAUGGAAAAUAUUCCUCUAUUAAUCCUAUGUGGCACAUAAGGCAUCUCGGCUGGAGUCCUGAUGCCCGUUACUCAGAGCAAUUUCUUCAAGAAGCUAAAUUACUUCACUGGAAUGGGAGAUACAAACCUUGGGACUACCCCAGUGUCCACACUGAUCUCUGGGAAAACUGGUUUAUUCCUGACCCUUCAGGGAAGUUCAAAUUAACUCGUCCUGAUAGCUGAUACUGAAAUACUGCAAAAUGUAGUGUACGGGAUGCAAUUAAUAGUUUGAGAUG